UGAAAAUACAUAAUUAGCAUAUGGGCAAAUAAAAGGAAGAUUAUCACACCAUUCAUUAGUAGAACAAAGUACAGGUAAAUGCAAACUGUUUUUUAAAGUGACUGUGCUUUUGGGUGUUCGAGAUAAACUGGGCAUACAACUGUGGAGAUUUAUGCUACAAGCAGAUGCAAUAUUUCACAGCUACACAUGCCACUGUAUUGUUUGUCUGACUUUGUGGAAAUGAGGGCACUUGUUAGGUGUUGGCUUUAGGUGAGGAUCAAGUCUAUAACUGCUUUGUGCUGGGGUCUUGUUUCUGUAUAUCAAGUUUCAUGUGCUGGAGACUAAUGAAUGGAAUGGUAUUCUAUUCCACCAGCAAGAGGGAGACAGGGUUGGGGCCACGGGCCCCUGAGACGGAGCCGUUUUUUGGGCGGGUCACUGGUGGCUACACUACGGCUUGAAGUGCUACAAGUCACCCUGCAAGUCAGUGCUGGAUCUAGGGAUAACUUUGACCAGGUUAGAGCCUAAGCUCAGGACAGAAAGAUAAGGCAUGACAUCGCUGGGGAAAGACUAAGAGGGUACAGUAUGCAACCUAGAUGGAACAUUGGGUUGUCAUGACACCCUACGCCACUUCAGGAAUGCACUCAAAUGAUGUUGGUGCAUGUGUUGCCUGCUCUGUAUAUCCUUUUCGUUAGAGACUGGAUGUGUAUAGAUGCUGGUCAGAAGCCUUUCUGGUGAACCUGAGCCGGAUACCAGGUCUGGGGUCACUCCCAUAAUGCUGUGUCAAAUUUGCACUGGCCAAAUCCGGUUUGAUCAAUGGCAGAUGGGCCACCCACGAGUAAGAGGGGCAUCGACAGCUGCACCGAGUGGGUAUAGACUCGGAAUUAGGCCAGCCCAGAUCUACUUCCGUGGGACUCAUACCGGUAUCCGCAUUCCCCCAAGGAUCCCCUUUCACUAUCUCCAGAUCGGCUCGGUAGUUUUAUAGCCCGAAACAGGAGAAUGAUGCAUUAUUAUUAUUAUUAUUUUCUGGACUAUGAUGUGACAUAGUAAUGAGGUCAUCUUACAGGAUUUAAUGGAGCAGGAGCAGAAGCAGAGGCAGAAGCCCUAGUUCUGCAUCUGCUCUACAAUAAGAUAUCGCUUACCUGCUCCCUCUGCUUUGUUUUGAGGGGCAAGAGGGCGUCAGUUGAGUAGCUGCAAUGCAUUUUGGGUCAGGCCUAUAUAUUGACCAUUGCUUCAGCCCGCCUGCUUAUUCCAAUGAGAGACGGCCUUGUAAGAGAUGGCACAAAGCUCAGCCGGCCCGGUGAGUGUGUUAGUCUUCACUGGUUAGCCUUCCACUGCUGGAUACACAUGCCACUCAGUGUCAGGGACCGCAAGAACUCACCUCAGCAGGUAGAACUCCUGGGAAGGUAUCUGGGACCCUGUGUCCUCUUCUGGGAGUCGUACUCUGGUUCUCUGUGUCUUUAGCCAUGAUAAUGCCUGAACCUCCAGGGCACCCGGGCUUCUCCCCUCCCCCCCCCCCAGGCUCGGAGGACUCAUACUUUCCCACGGACGACGAUCACCUUGCAGCGCCAUCUGGUGGCAGUUUCUCCCUUCCUGGCAACAUGAGCCGCACCUCUCGCUUUUUUGACAUGGGGAUGGAGGAUGGCAUGAUGCCGAACCUAGAACCGGACAUGUCGCACUGUCAGAUGCUGCUGGACGCUCCAGAAGCCCCGCCCCUGCAAACCGUGCCCUGGUUCUGCCUCUGUGCGCACUGCAAGGGCACCUCCGGAUCCAAGGGGGACCGAGGAAGCAGGGGCUUGUCAGGCAGUCCUGGGAGUCCAGGCCCACGAGGAUUCACUGGGUUCAGGGGGCGACCAGGCUUCAUGGGACGUUUGGGGCUGAAGGGGCAGAAGGGCGACGAAGGAGAGAAGGGCAACCAAGGACCACUGGGAUUCACCGGCCCCAAGGGAGAACGUGGAUUCAAGGGAGACAAGGGAGACCCAGGUGUCGAGGGACCCCCAGGUGAACAGGGCCCUCAGGGUGACGCAGGCCAAUGUCCUGAGACUUGCGAAAGUAUCUCGGGUCCCCCAGGAGACCCGGGACUCCCUGGACCUGUGGGUGUUCGGGGAUUACCGGGGAUAGCAGGGCCUACAGGCACCCCAGGACAGAAGGGAGAAAAGGGGGAUAUGGGUCUCCAGGGAAUCCCAGGGAUGGAGGGGCAGAAAGGUGAGGAGGGGCCAGAAGGGGAGUGCAACUGCCAUGAUGGACUCAAUGGGAUAGACGGGCAGGAUGGUGCCCCUGGGUCCAAGGGCGAUCAGGGCUCUCCGGGGGCUCCAGGGGAAGAUGGGCAGAAGGGAGAGCUGGGUGAACAAGGCUUCCCAGGGCCAUGCAGCCCAGCCAUCCAGUCGGCCUUCUCAGCCCUUCUGGACAACGUGUACCCUAUGCCGGGCUCCCCGGUGGCCUUCACACGCGUGCUCUACAACAUGCAGGGCAACUACAACCCUGCCAUGGGAGUCUUCACUGCUCCCGUCAAUGGUACCUAUGUCUUCAGCUACAGCGUGGUCGCUUUCAGUCGGUUGCUCAAAGUCGGGAUGUUUCUCAACUUCCGGCCUGUGAUCAAGUCUACUGAGCCCACAGAUCUGGCCACCGCCUCCCAGCUGGUGGUGCUGCACCUGUCCAUGGGAGACCGGGUAUGGAUUCAGGUGAAGGACACUUUCACCAACGGCAUGUACGCCAGCUCUGAGAGCAGCAGCAGCUUCAGCGGCUUCCUGCUCCAUCCCGACAGCUGUGACCUGCCCCUGUUCCGAGACUUCAGUCCACCGAUGGAGGGAGAAUAUAGGUGGGAUGACGAAGAGACCCCAACAACACCUGAACCUACAGUCUCCGUCCCACCUGAGUAGAACGAGCCUCCCAGCACCUGCCCCAUGACAGCUUCCCCCAAUAACCUCAUGUAAAUCCUCUUCCUCUAGGCGAACUUACCUCGGAAAUGAAGCUGUUUCUCCUACCGUUUAUCCUAGUCUAAGUUAGCCUAAUUAUUUUUGCAAAGAUCUGUCAAGUAGAAAUGCCACUAGUGUCCGAAAUUCCUCCUGAUUGGUUCUUUGAAGCCCAGCCCUGUUAGCUGCUUAAUGGUUGCGUUCGUUUGACAUUUGUUAGUAUGGACUGAUAAAGGAGCGUAGAUCGCAAUGUACACUAUACUAGCUAAGCAAAUAUAUUGCUUAUUAACUUUGAGUAGCAAAAUAACUUAUAUUUGCAUUCAAAAAUAAACAGUAUAUUUCUGUUUAAAAACCAUUUGCUACUUAGAUGCUUUGUGAGCCUGGCUGUUAUACAUGUUUGACUGUGUUCAUUAGUAGUUCAGUCAGUGAAAAAGAACAGGCAGAUUAGAGACAGAACUAGGUGCCAUUUGAACAGUAGGGGCAGGAAAACAGCACAAAUCUUGAUAGUGAUCCAAACUCUAACCUCAUGCUGUCUCCAUCUUCAAUUCCUUCAUAUCUUAGAGCGACAAAAGAAACAGGCACUUUUGGCUUUUUCACUUACAAAUGUUUCAUUUUAUUAAAAUAGGACUGGCUUUAACAACCCGGGACUUGUUUUCAGACCAGGAAUGUUUUCGACGAAAGUGCUGUGUGGUCACUGUAAAUGUGAGGUUACUGGGACUGUACAGAUGUGCUCCUGAAGACAGAUUGAGGUUUUAGGUGUGAACGGGGGGGAUCUUUCCCUAAAGCUGUUUGCAUUAAUAUCAUCUACAGAAGUAUAGGACUGUAGAGAUGCAUGUCCGGAAUGGGCCCAGCUAGAAUCACUUAGAUUGUACAGGUGACUCCCAGCACAGUGAUGGCGUUAGCAGCACUAUAAAGGUGUGUGUCUGCAGUGGUUAUUCUUUUUAUAGGUCAGAGUUGGAUCUCCAACAUCAUAGCUGUGCGCCUGAAAACAGGGACUGAACGAUGUGCUUGAUCUGACUGAACAAAUGAAUUUCCCUUCGAGGACUAAAGAUUUUUCCGUUUAUUUCAUGUUGCAUCUUUGCUCUGUGUUGUUCAUACGUUCUAAAAUAAAGUAUGUAAGGAUA
Molecule: messenger RNA, 4012 nt
Organism: Brienomyrus brachyistius
Lineage: Eukaryota; Metazoa; Chordata; Actinopteri; Osteoglossiformes; Mormyridae
Product: collagen alpha-1(VIII) chain
Exons: 5
Coding region: 1443-2855 (470 amino acids)
Molecular function (GO): protein binding
Source: RefSeq, a predicted model, not a curated record